This is a messenger RNA of Rhincodon typus (whale shark), 4431 nucleotides long. RefSeq names its product EGF-like repeat and discoidin I-like domain-containing protein 3. NCBI's taxonomy places the organism in Eukaryota, Metazoa, Chordata, Chondrichthyes, Orectolobiformes, Rhincodontidae. Gene Ontology annotation, molecular function: calcium ion binding. The record is from RefSeq and is a predicted model, not a curated record. The coding region runs from base 215 to 1657 and encodes 480 amino acids. The transcript has 11 exons.
GCUUGCACUGACACGCAGCAUCAUUUGGCGUCACUGAAAAGUGCCUAGUGUUUCAGUACAUUCCCUGCAGUCGUUGACUGAAGGACGGACUGUCUGUGUGCAGACUGACCCAGCAAAGCCCAGCAAGCAGCAGAGUGACCCGAUCUGGGAUCUGGUUGCGACAUCCUGGAUACGAAGCUGUAUUGGGAGAGAGAGGAGAGUGAGAGCAGUCAACAUGAGAACACUUCACUUCUCUGCCACUUUCAUCCUUUCCAUCAGCCUGGCUAUCCUCCAGCUCGCCCAAGGGGAAAUAUGUGGACCCAACCCAUGUGAGAAUGGAGGCAUUUGCAUGAGGGGGUUGGCAGAUGAACCUUUUUCAUGUGAGUGUCCCGAUGGAUUCACAGGUCCCAACUGUUCUAGUAUUGUGGAGGUUGCUGCAGAUGGAGAAGAGUCGACUACAGCAGGAGCUUGCCAACCCAAUCCGUGUCAUAAUGGUGGGACUUGUGAAGUGAGUGAUACAUAUCGGGGUGACACAUUUGUUGGAUACAUCUGCAAGUGUCCUGAUGGAUUCAGUGGAAUUCAUUGUCAGCACAAUAUAAAUGAAUGCGAGUUUGAACCCUGUAGAAAUGGUGGUAUUUGUACUGACCUCAUUGCAAAUUAUUCCUGCGAGUGUCCAGGAGAAUUCAUGGGCAGAAACUGCCAGUACAAAUGUUCAGGACCUUUAGGGAUGGAGGGGGGGAUUAUAUCCAAUCAACAGAUUUCUGCAUCCUCCACACACCGAGCUCUGUUUGGCCUGCAGAAGUGGUACCCAUACUAUGCCAGACUGAAUAGAAAAGGCCUUGUAAAUGCGUGGACAGCUGCAGAGAAUGACAGAUGGCCAUGGAUUCAGAUUAAUCUGCAACGGACCAUGAGAAUCACAGGAUUGAUUAGCCAAGGUGCUAAAAGAUUUGGCAGCCCAGAGUAUGUGAAAUCAUACAAGAUUGCUUAUAGUGGUGAUGGCAAAACCUGGACUACUUACAAAGUAAAAGGCACCUAUGAGGACAAGGUUUUCCGUGGAAAUGUCGAUAACAACACUCCACAUGCAAAUUCUUUUAAUCCACCUAUAGAGGCCCAGUACAUACGACUGUAUCCUCAGGUCUGUAGGAGACACUGUACAUUGAGGAUGGAGUUGCUUGGCUGUGAAAUGUCAGGUUGCUCAGAGCCUCUGGGGAUGAAGUCAGGACAUAUCCAGGAUUAUCAGAUUAGUGCUUCCAACAUCUUUAGGACCCUAAACAUGGAUAUGUUUACAUGGGAACCCUAUAAAGCUCGUCUGGAUAAACAAGGGAAGAUUAAUGCUUGGACAUCAGGCCGCAGUGAUCAGUCACAGUGGCUACAGAUUGACCUGCUUGUUCCAACUAAGGUGACUGGUAUAAUCACCCAGGGUGCAAAAGACUUUGGACACAUACAAUUUGUGGGUUCAUACAAAGUUGCCUACAGUAAUGAUGGAAGGAAAUGGUCUGUUUAUAAAGAUAUAAAACAACAAAAGGAUAAGGUUUUCCAAGGUAAUUUCGAUAAUGAUACACACAGAAAAAAUGUAAUAGAUCCCCCUAUUUAUGCACGAUAUAUUAGGAUCUUGCCCUGGUCAUGGUAUGGCAGAAUCACUCUGCGGCUGGAGUUACUGGGAUGCACCGAAGAGUGAUGAAUACUGGCUACUGUGAAGAAAAUUGUCCUUGGAAUAUCUCAACAAAAACUGCACAAACCUGUAAGAUAUCAAAGGGUUUUCAUGAACAAGUGUUCAGUUUAUGAUAGGCAUGAGUCAAGUUACCUGGUCAAGGCCUGCCCUUUAUCAGCCAUUCCAAUGGUGAAUUUUCUUCCUUAGAAAUUUAUUUUCAUGUGCUUUGUUAAUUUAUACAUAAUGAAAGAGAUCUUUUUAUAAUUGCAGACUUUCGUCCCUUCCCCGCCUCCAGCAAAUUUGAUUGAUAUGCAUAGGACUAAAAUCUCUAAUCAUUAUUGCAGGUGCCAAUAUUGUUUCCUAUUUAUUGUAAGCAUUUUUUUUUUCUCUUUGACUCCUAAAAGUUAUAAGUUUUUCAGUCAUUCAGUUUCAGUUCUUCUUUAUUAUUACAACGUACCCGACAAUAAAACAAUUGAGCACUAAUAAAGUUUUCAUUCUUCACAUUAUGCAUGUCCCACAUUGUAAGAGACAGUGUCCCUUUCUAGGUGCCAUUUUGCCACAUGCAUGAAAUUUAAUUUACAAACCUUCCUACUUACAAACUUGGUGAUGCCAGUUUGUAUGCAUUGGACAUAUAAUUAAAAUAUUAAAGGAGAAAACCAAGACAGUUUGUGACCCUAAAGACAGAAAAACAAUAAAUCCAUGAAUAUACAAGAUAAUAAAUGUUGAUGUGUGGGUACGCAUCAACCACGUUUUGUUUGGAGUGCAUGCCAGGAUUCCAAAGUCAAUCAUUAUUGUGUUGCAUGUUGGCAUUUUCAACUAAAAGUAUUCUGUUAAAAGUUUUUUAUUAAUUAAAAGAGAGGCAAUUCCUGUCUAGGAGAGUGAAUGAAAGGGGGAAAAGUGAUGUUUGGAUUUAAGUUUGAGUGAACUGAUGAAACAUGAGCUGUCUGCUGAGUCUUAAUCUGUUCAGUUGUGUUCUGAUUUGAAUAAAUGUAAAAUGACCUUUGUAUAUCAAUGAACAUACUACAUGAUGGCAUUGUAAGUCACUCAGUUUGAGUCAUUCAUUAUAUAGUAUCUUGAUGCACACAGAUGGCUUUGUCCUACUGUUUAAUUUCUGCAACACAACAAACUAAAUUGUAACAUAUUCAUACAGAACUCACACCUAUGUAAUGUGAUUCAGAUGCUGUUGUUUGACACUUUCAGAAUUUAACUAUUCAUGUACUGAAAUAGUUGAAUUGUAGUGCUGUUUUACUUAAUUAUCGUAUCUUCUUUUAAAAAUACUGUUAUUACAGACUAAAAGUUACCAUAGUAAAAUAACACUAAACUUAUAAAAUUCUGGAGUAUAUGAAUGGUAAGCAUUUGUGUACUGAUAAAGGAAAAGGACCAUGUAGUGCAUUGAAGCCUUAUUUACUGGGAUUCCUAAAUUAUUUACCACUUGAAUAUUGGUGUUUAUAUUGUGUAUUUAACAUUAAUAACAUUGAAUGAGCAUUUUAAACAAGCACCAUUUUAUUGUAAGAUAACAAGUAAACCAUGUGUUUGGCAGUUCUGUUAGUUGUUGCUUCUGUCUAUGAAGCUAGGCUUUCACAUGUGGCACUGUCAUGUAUAGCUUUCAUAUUAUUUAGGCACAGGACUGUGACAAAGCUUACAAAAACAUCAGAUUAGAGGUUCCAAUCAAUUGUAUCCUUUUUAAUGCCCCACAAUAGUAAUUUCCACCAUGUUGCUGGAUAAAAUGGCACAAACUUCAGAGCUUGGGUAAUAAUGGGGGUAGAUACCCUGAAACCAAACCACAAACUUAAUUACAACCCUGAUGCACAUUAUUUGUUUAUUCCUGAUUUGAGAACUAAGGUUGCUGGCUAGGUAUGAUUACAUUCCCAACUAUAUAAAGAUAUAAAUGUUAAAUGUUUUGCAGACUAUUAUUCCUAAUCUGUGCAGGGAAUUUAGAAAGUUCCACAUUUUAGAAGUUGCACCCUCAUUGCUAUAAUGUCAUUAGUGUGGUAAUGUUUCUGAUUUUUCAGUUUAACCAUAACAGCUUUACAAGUUUCUUAAUUUUUACAAGAGCUACUAUAGAUUACAAUAUUUUCUAUUUUCCGGAGUCUCUCAAGAGCUGCAGUAUCCUUUUUAAUGUGUCUCUAAAGGCCGACGAGUAUUAAAAUGAUAGUUAUCCAAUGACAGAUCUCGCAGUCACCUUUUUAAAUUCAGUUCAUAUAAUUGAGUUUUGCUGCUUAGAAUUUUGUUGGAUGCUGAAGACAGUAAAAUUUAUGAACUUUUUAUUCAUUGCUUUUACUGCAAGCUUGAAAAGAAUGAGGUUACAUACCUUACACAAAAUUGAUUUAGAACCAAGAAGUCGGUCAGUCUGGCAUUUAUAAACUAUAUUUACAUAUUUGUCAUGCUUAGAAGGAGGCUAACAAUAAAUAAGGGAAUUAAUGCAAUCAAAUUUUAUAUGGGAUGUCUAACCACCCAACCCCCCACCCCAAAAAAAAUACACUGCAUUAAGGUUUAAGUCAAUUUUCUUUUUCACUGAUGUGGAUAAUUUUAAAUUGACUCUAUGAAGGACAACAAAAGGUAUAUUUCAGUUGUAGCAUUGUAGAAGGGCAGAGGAUUUGUGGAGAAAUCAAUUUUACUUCAAGCUAUUCAAACCACUAGGUUGUUAGCAUGUCUUUGAUUGUACAGCAUUCCCAGUCCUGUGAUGCACUGAGUGACUUAAGAAUGUAUUGAUAUGUAAAUGAAAUGAAAUGGAAAGUCAACCAUCAAAAUUAUAUUGGGCACAGAGUAUGUACAAAUUGAUUAAAUUCAGAUCUAUAGGA